Adineta steineri is the source of this 1143-nucleotide messenger RNA. The record is from the annotation of a GenBank genome assembly. NCBI's taxonomy places the organism in Eukaryota, Metazoa, Rotifera, Eurotatoria, Adinetida, Adinetidae.
AUGUUUUGCUCAAGCCAUAUUUUCUUGUUAUUAACUGUUAUUGGUCUUACAUCAGGAGCAGCAAAUAAUUCUUAUCAAAAUUGUUUACAAAUAGCUGCUCGAUUUGCAACAACUGUAACAAAUGGACCAGUAGCUGAUAUCAGAAUGACAAAUGGUUUCAAAGUUACAUGCCCACAAAUAGGAAAUAAUUCAUGUCCUAUGCCUAUGACUAAUGGAGUAUGCGUAUUUCAACAAAAACUUUGUGUAACAUGUAUCAAUGGAUCAACAGUACGCAUACGAGUUCAAUCUAAUGGUUUACCAAGAAGAUGUAUGAUAGUAUUUCCUACUCAAAAACUUGCUGAACUUAAUAUAGAUUUUGAAGUUAAUUUCAAUCCUGAUGUUAGCGUUAAUUCACCAAAUCAAUCGCCAACAACUACUGCAGCAGUCAGUGCGCUAUUAUGCAAUGUAACAAACCAAGGAUCUGUACCAGCUACAUCUGCAUAUAAUAGGAGCCAAAUUAGUACGCCACAGGAUGCAUUAGCUGGUGUAGCUGUCGAUGGUGUAGAGAUUCUUAAUGCUAAUAGUGCAAAUCUUGUUGAUCCAUUCUAUCCACCAGCUGGUUAUUCACCAGAAGGAGCUGAUCAAUGUAUUUCUCAUCCUGCUCCUACUAGUGGUGAAUAUCAUUAUCAUGUUGCUAGUGGAUGUAUGCUUAAUCCACCUGCAGGUAAUAUUUCUGGAUGUGGACCAGACAUUGGAUGCUUAAAUAGUGUAGCAAAUUAUUCACUUAAAAUGUUUUCAUCAUAUAAAAAUUUAACAGUUAUUGGUAUUGCAAAAGAUGGUCAUGUUAUUUAUGGUCCAUAUAAUUCAACAGGUCAGCAAGUUACAUCAGGUUUUGAUGUUUGUAAUGGUAUGUUCUAUGAUUCGAUUGGUAAUUAUGCUUAUUUUGCUACAACAACAUAUCCUUAUAUUACUGGUUGUUUUGGACCUGCUAAUUAUCCAAAUGCUAAACCUAAUUGUACAACUAAUCCAGCUCAAAGUUAUACAAAAUCAAUUUAUGCAGCUUCAAUGUCAACAUCAAUUGGUACGACAUUAAAUGUUUCAUCAUCAAUUAUUAGUUUUAUCACAUUCUUUAUCAUAUUUACUUAUAUGAUAAUUAUUAACUAA